Molecule: messenger RNA, 1695 nt
Organism: Talaromyces atroroseus
Lineage: Eukaryota; Fungi; Ascomycota; Eurotiomycetes; Eurotiales; Trichocomaceae
Exons: 6
Coding region: 1-1695 (564 amino acids)
Biological process (GO): DNA-templated transcription; positive regulation of transcription from RNA polymerase II promoter by galactose
Cellular component (GO): nucleus
Molecular function (GO): DNA-binding transcription factor activity, RNA polymerase II-specific; zinc ion binding; RNA polymerase II cis-regulatory region sequence-specific DNA binding
Source: RefSeq, a predicted model, not a curated record
AUGCCAAAGUCUUCCAGGGCAUCCCAGGAGCUUCUUCGCGCGAAACGUAAGAGCAAGCGUUGUGCCAGUCUCACGGCGCUUAUCCGGCGCCUGAACCCAGACGUCGAUAUUGAAGAUGCACUGAGGACGACGAAUAUCCCAUCUGGGAGCGUCCAACUCAGGGAUUUUCAUCGAAAUAUAGGGAUCCCAGCAUCGAUAGAUGAAUUUGAAUGGAGCGAAGCUUCAAUAACGUCCCCCGCUGGAGCUCGAAAAGCAACCCUGGACGGCAUGGCAUCCUUGCCCACAGCAAAUACCGAAGCCGGCUUCCUCGUCGAUACGUAUUUCAUGUGCUAUAACACGUCGUACCCGAUCUUACAUGAGCAUACAUUUCGACAAAAGUAUCAAGACCGUCAUCAGAUUCAAUCACGGUCUAGCUGGCAUACGAUUUUCUAUAUUGUCUUUGCCAUUGGGAAUUGGAUCCGAGGAGGCACCUCUGAGUCCAAGCAAUGCGUUUACUACUCUGCAGCAAGGUCAUGUAUGUCCAUGCAAAUGUUGGAGUCCGGUACGCUCCUCACAGUUCAAGUUUUCUUGCUAAUGGGUAACUAUCUUCAAAAGCAAGACCGCCCGAAUACAGGGUACAAUUUUAUUGGGAUAGCAUACCGGAUGGCUCUUGGACUGGGGCUUCAUCGCGAAGUGCCAGCUGGAACGAAGCGUGACUCAUUGAUCCACGAGCGAAGAAGAGUCAUCUGGUGGAUUGUCUACUGUUUUGAUAGUGGCUUUAGCCUCACUACCGUCAUGCACGCUGAAUUCGAUAUUACCCUCGUCAACGGAUCGUCCAACAACGUACUCUGCUAUCAUUGCACAAGCACAACUAGCUUCCAUUGGGAAUUUGUAUACCGCAGCGUCAUUUCUGCACCUAAAGGAGUGUCUCUCGAUCUGAAGGCAUCUCGCUCGCUUGAUCAUCAGCUCAAGACAUGGAAGCUUUCUUUGCCUCUCUAUUUCACGGCUCGAGACAUUCCAGACUGGUUCCGUGGACCUCGGGCAGUCAUCAUAUGGAAAGAGCUCAAUCUACGAAUGAUGCUAUGGUGGGGUAGCUACCGUCUGUGUAAUUUAGCAUCAGAUGCCGAAGACGCGCAGAGUAUGUGCCACUAUAUUGCCAUUGAAACUAUUCAAGAUAUCACGACUUUUUGUUUGGAUUAUCCGGACAACAUCCAUGCUGGGCUAAGCUGGUAUGCCACAUAUUUCUUGUUUCAGGCGACGGUUGUUCUGAGCAUUCAUUAUUUGAAACCGCAUUAUAUGUCGGGUAGCAAUUUUGAGGCUGUGAACAAGGAGCUCUGGAUACUAUCUACGUCAAGAGCUCGCAACUGUCUUGCCAACUUAAGUAGGGGCAAUGAAGCUGCUACGCGAUGCCUAGCAGUGCUAGAUCGCAUCAGGGAUCAGUCGCAACAAUCACACGAGUCCACCUCGACUCCUUCAGUGGCGAUGCCUGCCGCCAACUUCAACCUCGAUAACCUUCAUACACAACAUGAUCUUGAAAAUGACGACAUGCAUCCAACAUCGUUCGAGAUUGACCCUUCUUUGCAGAUCCUCUUUCGAGAUACGUCAUGGAACGGUGAUCUUUUUGAAGGUCUUGAAGGAUUUCCCAUCAUAGCCGAACCGGAAGUCUUUGAUUAUAUGCCAUCGAAUGGCCUACUUGCAGAUACUCCUCAUGAAUAG